Messenger RNA from Lytechinus pictus (painted urchin), 543 nucleotides. RefSeq names its product salivary glue protein Sgs-3-like. NCBI's taxonomy places the organism in Eukaryota, Metazoa, Echinodermata, Echinoidea, Temnopleuroida, Toxopneustidae. The coding region runs from base 1 to 543 and encodes 180 amino acids. The transcript has 3 exons. The record is from RefSeq and is a predicted model, not a curated record.
AUGGGGGAUAUCAGAAGACGACCAGCAAGGAGAGAGGACAGAUCAGCCGAAUCCGGUAGUGAUUCUAGCAGCAGUAGCAGUAGUAGCAGCAGUAGCUCCUCCGAGGAGAUAGAUAACCGACCACCAACUGUUGCGACCACCACUACGACGACCACCACAGCCCCGACCACGCAACCGCCUACUACCGCGAUGCCAGUCAUGACGACAUGCGUCGUUCGAGGGAGACCUCGAAUCUAUCGGUCCGCUGAAUCAGAUGACAGCGACGAGUCUGGCGGGAGCAGUGACUCCUCGGAAGAAAGCAACAAACCAGCUAAAAACAAGACACCACCGCCAACCACCACCACCACGGCUAGUCCCACCACAUCAGCCACCACCACUGCCCCGACCACAACACCCACAACCACCCCAUCUACCACGACGACUGCAACAACGACUACGCCAAUGACAACGAAUCCAACAGUACCUGUAGCGGUCUUAACCACAUGUGUACCGCGUGGUGAUAUCGGGUUCGAAUGUUUUCCAGUCACUCCUGGCAGAUCGUAG